AUACAAAAAGAUGUAUCGAUUGAUGAUGGAUUGAUUGUUGUAAUAAAUACUUUAAUGAGUUUAGACUGCGCACAAUACUCACUAUAAAGUGUACUUGUGUGGUGUCAACAAGUAAAGUGCUAGAAUAAGGGGAUGCAAAGGUGGCGGCGGGAGUAAUAUGAAAGACUAAGUGGGGACUUAGAAGACACGGGCUUCACUCCUCCGCGUGUCCGAACUUUAUUGCAGUUGACAACGGGUCCAACGAAUUGUAAUCAUCUACACAUUCUACGUAUUAAUAAACAUAUAUAAUAUUAUAUACUGCCAUCAUUUUUAUCAUUAAUUAUUGUUUAAAUUAAAAAAUUUUUUGUCAUUUUUAUCUAAUCUACUGUUAAUAUAUUGACAUGGAUUAAGUUAUUGUGGUUAAAGUACACAAAGAAGAAGCCAAAAGAAAAGGUGACACAAAAUAAUGAUGGAUUCUUUUUUCCACUAUCAAAUUACAAAUAUUUCUUCCUUUAUUUCAUUAUUUUUAUGUGUUUGUGGUGUUGAAAAAUAAUUCUUUUACACAGUUUAAUACGUUUAAAAUAUAAGAAGUGAAUAAAUAAAUUUAAAGUUAUCUAUAAAAUACACGUUUUGUUGACUUAUUGCCCAGCAGGAGAUAAACAAUACUAAGAUGCGAUACAAGGUUAAUGAUCCUGAAAAUAACGGAAAAAACUUUGAGGACAUUAAACGACACUCAGAUGUGGAUUGGUGCAGUUGGAAGAGAGAGCAAAAGUCAAAAAAUGAAACGAAAUUGGUGGCUAUUAUUGGUCUCCUAGUUUUUAUUGUCAUUGCAUUAGUAAUUACAUUAAUUUUACGAAUAUCAAUUUUAAAUAAAAAUGACUACGAAGACAUGUGUCAAACUGAAAAAUGCAUCAACACAGCUGCAAGACUUAUGGAAUCAAUCAACACAUCAGUCAAUCCAUGUAAUGAUUUUUAUAAAUAUGCCUGUGAUGGAUGGAUAAGUCAACAUCCAAUACCUCAGAGUCAAACUUCGUGGGAUCAACUUAGUCAUCUUCGUGAACGUUUAUUUGAAAAUUUGCGAAUAAUACUUGAAGAAGAUGAUCUAGAAAGUGAUUUGAGGCCAAUGAAAUUAGCUAGAGCACUUUAUAGAACUUGCAUGGAUACAGCGACAAUAGAAAACCUUGGACUGGAGCCAAUAUUUCAAAUUUUAAAAAUGGUUCAGCUACCAGAAAAACCAAUUUUUAACGAGUCAAUAGAAUUCGACAUAGCGACAAUAUCAGGUACCGUUCAAAGGCACUUGGGAUUGAAUAUAUUUAUUAACUUUUACAUCAGUGAAGACAUCAGAAAUACAUCAAGAAAUCGAAUGAUGAUGGAACAAGUUUCACCAGGAUUUAGUGAACGAUAUCUAUUAGAUUCUGGUCGAUUCAGUUCUGAAAUAAAUGAAUACAAACGUUACAUAAAAGCUAUGGUAGAAUUAGCAGGGAUUAAUGAUAAUAGUACUGAGUUUGCAAAUGAACUCGUAGAUUUUAGUACAAGUAUUGCUAAAAUCAUGGCCACACCUGAAGAAAGACGAAGCUCAACUCAUCUACUUCAUGAUGUAACGGUUGAUGAGCUUCAACAAUUGACGGAUCUUCAUGCAGUAAAAUGGAAUUGGACUAGUUACAUUCAAUCGGUUUUCAAAGGAACAAAUGUAACUAUUGACUCAUCUAAAGAUCGAGUAAUUGUAAUGGAUUUGUUAUACUUGCAAAAUCUUCCACAGCUGUUGGCAUCAACACAUCCUACAACUGUUGCUCGUUUUGUUUGGUGGAAUAUUUAUGCAACAAUAGCACCAUUAACAUUGCAAAAGUUUCGUGAUCUUGGUUUCCAAUUUGCACAAAAAGUGUUUGGAUUGAAAGAAAAAACUCCAAGAUGGAAAACAUGUACAGGAAAUGUUAAUUCUAUGUUUGGAAUGGCAUUAACUCAUCUCUAUGUUCAGAAGCAUUUUAAUGAACAAGCGAAAGAAAAGGCUUUAGAAAUGUUAUUAGACAUUCGAGCAGCGUUUGAUGAAAUGGUGAGUGAAUUAGAAUGGAUGGACACGGAUACAAGAGCUAAGGCCCAUAAAAAAUUAAAUGCCAUGAAACCAUUUGUAGGAUUUCCUGAAUGGAUUAUGGAUGCCAAAAAAUUAAAUGAUUAUUAUAAAGAGGCUGAUGUAGUGGAAGGAAAGUUAUUUAAAACUUUUUUGAGCCUCACAAAUGUCGGAAUUAAUAAAACUUUAAAUAGUUUGAGAGAAAAACCUGAUAAAAAUAGAUGGAUAUCUGCUGGAACCACUGUUAAUGCCUUUUAUAGUGCAAUUUUAAAUUCUGUUACAUUUCCUGCUGGAAUUCUUCAUCCUCCAUUCUACGAAAAUGGAUUAGAAUCACUAAAUUACGGUGCAAUGGGUGCGAUAAUGGGUCAUGAGCUCACGCAUGGAUUUGAUGAUCAAGGUCGCAGAUAUGAUGAAGAUGGGAAUCUACGCCAAUGGUGGAGUGAUGAAACACUGCAGCAUUAUCAUAAAAAAGUUGAAUGUAUUAUUAAGCAGUACAGUAAUUAUCAUUUGCCAGAACUAAAUAAUAAUUUUACAGUAAAUGGAAUAAAUACACAGAGUGAGAAUAUUGCAGAUAAUGGUGGACUAAGAGAAGCUUAUCGCGCUUAUCAAAUAUCAAAAGCACGUAAUCCAAAUUCUCAAUCUCUACCAGGACUUUAUAACUACACUCAGGAUCAACUUUUUUUCCUUGGAUUCGCUCAAGUUUGGUGUGGAAAUUAUACUUAUGGUGCUUUAAAAUCGAAAUUAGUUGAAGGCGCACAUGCACCUAAUCAUUUUCGAGUUAUUGGUACCUUGUCAAAUAAUAUUGAAUUUGCUAAAGCUUGGAAUUGUCCUGUAGGAAGUCCUAUGAAUCCCCCUAAUAAGUGUAUAUUGUGGUGAUUAUGACGAUGAUUGUAUUUAAUUAUAGAUAAAAAUAUUGAAUAUAGAGUUAUGACAAUGCAAA
This is a messenger RNA of Chelonus insularis, 2984 nucleotides long. RefSeq names its product neprilysin-4-like. The transcript is spliced from 14 exons. Lineage: Eukaryota; Metazoa; Arthropoda; Insecta; Hymenoptera; Braconidae. Gene Ontology annotation, biological process: protein processing. Gene Ontology annotation, molecular function: metalloendopeptidase activity. Gene Ontology annotation, cellular component: plasma membrane. The coding region runs from base 650 to 2920 and encodes 756 amino acids. The record is from RefSeq and is a predicted model, not a curated record.